GGUCGGCAGACAACGCGCGACAUUGUCUAUCGACGAGCGUGUCCUCCGGUCUCCGCGCCUCGUCCGAAGUCGUCUCGCGAUCCGUACCGCUCCGUCGCCGCGACAACUCGAUAUAGUUUGGACUACGGAAAAUCAAAAUUUAACGGAAUAAUUCGCAAUAAUUAUAAUCGCAGGCCCGACAGUGGAUAGUGCGGUGUCCCCCGAGCCGGAUUUGAUUGAUACGCAAUUUUGUUUUACUAUUUAUAUCGUGUCGCGCACGCGGCGAUCGAACAGCAAAAAAUAAAAUACUAAAUAUUGUGAUUACUGAUAAUAUUUUCUGCGUGAAUCCCACAGCGGUUGUUGGUUUUUCUCUUCACAUCCAACUGUGAACAGAUAAACACUGUAUGUAGAGGAUACAUAUAGAGAAAUGCUACGGUUACGCAUGAAGAUUGGUGACGUAGUAUGAAGAACCUUUAAAUUGAUGAACUUUUAAGAAAAGGAUUUAGAUUAAUUGAUAUGACAGCAUCAUCAUUUUGAACCAUAAAAUACAAGUUUACAACAAAUUGCGUAUUACAUAUCUGCCAUCGGGAAAAUAUGGAGUUUGUGUGACAGCCAAAACCUGUGUUUGGUAAUUGAGAUGGCAACAUGAUCAAUUGUGAACCCGUAAGAAGAAUACAUCUUCAAUUUGGUUCGAAACAUUGAAAUGGAAGUUUUCUUCGACACUCCAAGUGAAAUAUUUUAAGGCCACAAUGCAAUUGCAAAGAUUUAUACUGCUGUGCGGUGUGCUGGGCAUGAUCAAUUAUGGUUUCGGCUGUCAGUUGUCCGAGUUUAUGUGCGAUACGGGCUAUUGUGUGGCCUUGGACAAAUUCUGCAACGGUAACGAUGACUGUGGUGACAAAUCAGACGAACCGCCAUAUUGUUCACCUUGCAACCGGACAUAUCACGGCGAGGUGGGCCGAACGUACGAGCUGGAAGUCAGAAGACCCAGGGAAGACAGAUUGCCAUUCUUGUGCUACUUGAACUUUACAGCGGCCGGCGGCAAGUACGGCGACAUAAUACAGUUGACGUUUGACACGUUUACCGUGGGCAGAUUCGUUUCGUACACGUUGGACGGAUGUCCUGACGGGUACAUGUCCAUCAGAGAAUCUCAAUUGCCAGACACCGGCGGUCAGUGGUGCGGAAGUGCGUGGGGCUUUACGGUGUACUACAGCGAAACCCGGUCGAUAAACCUGACUCUCACACUAUCCAAACUCUCCGAACAGGGCAUUGGUUACAAUUUCGAUUUCAAAUUAUCGUACAAAUAUUUAAAAAAGAGCGACGCACAUCUCCGGUACGGAAAUAGUACAUUCCAGACGUGGCGAGGACAGAUGAUAACAGGAAGCUACUGCGACAGGAUACUCGAUCAGUGCGACCGUAAACUCUGCAGAGUCCAGUCGCCCAAUUUCCCGGGCGCUUAUCCCAGAAACGUCACUUGCUAUUAUAGGAUAGAACAAAGAACGGCCCCGAAGUCUAAGCGCGCCCUGAUCGUGGUCUGACAGCCGAAUGCCCACAAAAUUCAUAUUAAAGACCAAGUCAUAAACUACGAUCGAAGUCAACGCACACUCAGGGUUUGGGACCAGUGCAACGUGAUUCAAGACUAUUUGACUGUGUACGACGGGUCGUUGGCCACAGACCCCGUACUGGUGAGGCUGUGCGGCGGUGAUGCGGUACCGGAUAUCGUCAGUUCCGGGCCCAAUAUGCUAUUGGAAUUCCACACUUCCGCGUUCGACAACCCGUUCCAUCCGGUGCCGCUCAGCUACUUGCCAGGAUUUGAAUUGGACGUGGAGAUACUAUUCGUCGACAACAAGUCUCCCAGCUACGCCAAGAACACCAGCCAGUGUGAGUUUUUCAUCAAGCCGUUCAACAACACCAACUGGGGCCUGUUGGACAGCCCCAGGCACUCGUUGCCACCAAACACGUCUUGCAAAUACCACUUUCAGGGUUCUAGUCACCAGACAGUCUGGCUGUCUUUCAUUAAGUACCAUGCAGCCAGCACUGAUCCAAACGCAUAUCACUUGAGCAACGAAUGCAACGCCAGACUCCGAAUUUGGGACAAAGUCAUAUCGACGAAAACCAAAAAGUCCGAAAAGGUACUGAUGGGAGAGUUCUGCAAGGAGCAAGACCUACCGCGGCUUUGCGACCACGCGUUACUGGGAAACGACACCAGGCACGUGCGGCCGUGCGCAGCCAAGGAGUCGUACACGUCGUCGGCCGACGAGCUGACGGUGGAGAUAUACCUGAAGCAGGGCUCGGUUCUGUUCCCGCUCCAGUUCCUGUUGCGGUACGAGUUCGUGGACCAGUCGGCGGAGCGGCGGCAGGAGCCCGGUGACGCGGGCCCGGCGGCGUGCAGCCGGACGUUUGCCUCCGGUUCAGGGUACUUCGGGUCGCCGAAGAACGUGUUCUUCUACGGACGGGGUGGCCGCAGGAACCUGACAUGCGUGUUCCGGUUCGUGCCCGGGUCACCUGAAGAACGGGUCAAGGUGACCGUGUCCCGGAUUCACUCGGUCAGCACGGCGUGUGUGACGGAGACGGACGCCCGGACGGACCGAUCUCGGUGCGUGUAUGGGGGCGGCAGCGGUGUGGACGCGGGCUCGGAUGGCGUUGGCGGGUCCAGGGAUGACGCGACUCACGCCCGGGUGACGAUCACGCACUAUCCAUGGCCCGACAUCGAGCUUCCGGUGGGGUGCGCGUGCUCCGGGCUACGUGAACCGUUCACGUUCGAAUCGUAUCCAGGGGCGGCGGUCCGCGUCGAGUUCGCCGUCCGCGACAUGAACGUGACACAGGACCACCGGGACUUUGGGUUCUCGGCCGAGUACGCGUUCGUCAAGGCGCCGCUGUCGGACAAGAAUGCAUGCCGAGACGCCCGCAAGCAACGGCACCUCCGCGGCCCGGGAGGCUUCAUCGACCUGAUCGGCGUCGCGUCGGCCGGUGGCCGACAACCGGCCCCGAGCGCGUGCGCUGACUUUCCGUGGCUCAUCGGUCCGGCCACGGCCGACAGCAGCAUGUUGCGCACCGGCGGCUUCGUGUACAUGAAGUUGCGUGGCUACGAGAUCCAGCGGUGGCGCACCAACUCGUUCAUGUGCCCGACCCGGAACCGGGUGGUGGUGUACACCGGGGCGGGCGACGGGCCCAAAAUCGCCAGGGUCAUUUGCCCGUACGACACAGAGGCCAGCUAUAAUGCGCUCCGCGGCUCGUACGAGGCGUUCUCGCCCGGCUGGGCCGAACCGCUAACCGGCGCCCAGCAGCUGCAGCCCAAUUCAAAAACGGUGGCCGUCGAGUUCCUGAACCGAGAGUACGGCGCGUACGCUGUCACAUGGAUGGAGGUUUCCAAGAUGCCACGCAUCAUGCCGUCCACCAACGUGUACGCCAUGUCGUCAAACGUCCACCCAGAAUGCGCAUACAGGUGCCCGGAACUGAACGCGUGCAUCAGCUCGCAGUUCUGGUGUGACGGUGAGACGCACUGCCCGAUGGGCUUCGAUGAGGACCCAGCCAACUGCGCGGGCCGGAACGGAGUGAACCUGAUGUACGUUUGUGUGCUGGGUGGCACAGCGGCGGUGCUGUUCACGGUCACCGUCGUGGCGGCUGUGGUGUGCCUGCGGUGCAAGGCCAACAGGUCGCGGCGAGCCGAGGACGGCCGGCGGCGGGCGUCCCAAAAGAGCUCGGCCGCCGUCGACCCGAUGAUGUGCGCGGUCGACCGGGCGCACUACGACAAGCGGUUCCUGGAACAAAACGGCGGUGGCGGCGUCGUCGGGAACUCACUGGGCAAGCGGUACCCGUCGUCUUCGGACGACCUGUACCUGGAGUGCAAGCAGGACAGCAUGUGUUGACGAAAAGACGGCGACGACAGCGUCGACAUGGACGGCGACGAUGACGGCGGCGCCGAACGCCUUCGAGUCGAGACGACCGUCUGAACCACUCAAAACCACCCAACCUCGGUCGGGUUUGGUAUGAACCGCGUUCGUCGUGCAAACAUAUUUUGCGUCGACCCGAACGGUGGAUGGUCUAAACUAGACGAGGCGGACAUAGCAUUAUGGUACGCUACGUUUCGUUUCGUUUUUUCAGUCAUCUUGUACAUAAUAUAAGGUAGAUAAAUCGUUUUUAAGAAUAACUGUGCACGUCUGCGAACGCUUUCGGAUUGAAUAAUAUCGAUCAUCGGAAUGUCAGUAUAAUUCUAUAAUUGUUAUACUCUCUGCACACACUUCCCCGAACGUGCUUAUCCGAUCGUGUGAUGUCGACCGUGCGAGUUUACCGUUACCACUACCCCCAACCACUGACCUUUGUUAUGAUAACCGUUUCUACUGAAUUCGAUAAUACCGUAGCCGUAUGUCUGCCGAACACCGUUUACAGAGAUUUAAUAUUAUAAUACAUAAUAUAUCGUCGGCAGACACCUCUCGCUGUAUCUAACUAUAUAUUAUUAUUAUUAUUGUCAUCAUUGCCGUCAUCUUACAGGUAUUUACCGGCGUUUACCAUGGUAUACUACGCGUGUGCCGGUUCGGAAUACUGUUUUAAAUAAACCCUUUACGCGGUAUGCGAUGCAUACCGCCAGACCGCAGGAAUCCGACUUGUGCAUAUCUACACGUCACCCCUCACCGCUCUCGCCGAAUUGUUAUCGUUUGUAUUUUUGCCGUUUGUAAUAUUUACCUUUACUUUCACCGCCCGCAGACGCGCACACGAGUGUAUAUACAGGGCGUUUCAGAAAAGAGUGUACCUACGAAAAAAUUGACUUUAUCACAUUAGAAUAUUAUGAUAAUCAGCAAACGCUCGUUGAAGUGUCCAAGACUUGGUUAGGCACCCGCCUUUACAAAUCUUUAAAGAGGUCACGUGACUUGUAGCGAGAGAUCGUCGGUUUAGUAUAAUUGUUGAUGUGGGUGACGGGUGUAUUGGACAAUACUGGUCGCCUCUGUCAACUCUCGCAUUCGCCACGUUACUGUAGGGCCGUGGUUGUUUGUCACGUUUAUUUGUUCUGACGAAAUUCUUAACUGUGCCUGCCAUAAUUAAUAACUAACCACCGUGCAGAAAUCGUCACGAUACGAUAAAAAUGCCGCCUGAGAUAAAUCAUAUCGAUCUAAUCAGCCCGAAUAAGUCUGCUCUGCUUACUUCAAAUAAUUCAAAUUAGGAGCAUCUCGCCAGUGUCAAACAUGAACAUUUGGGUGAUCAAAGUUUAGUUGAUCUGUAUUUAUAGCCGUUAACAGAUAUCACUAUUUCAAAAAUAAUGUAUUACAAUAUCGUAUAAGUCAUUUGAUUUUCAAAUACUAUAAAUAUAGUUUUAUUAUGGCGAUAAAAAUGAAUUUAUGAUAAAUACAGGCUAUAGGCACUCUGAUCUGAAACGUCCUAUCGUUAAACGUUACGGUGAAAUGUAAAAACCUAAGUUAUUACUAUUAUUGCCCGUUUCAAAGACAAAAUCUAAUUAAACUUUUAUGACGUUUAUAAAAAUUGGCAAGUCUCCUUUAGGACCUUGCGGUGCAACAAUUUUGAAUUUUGAUGUUAAGUUUGGUUUUAAUAUAAUUUUAUAUUUUUAAUUCUUGUGUCAUUAAGUACAUCGUAUGGCACGACGUUAACGAUAUUAUGGUAUUCCUUACACGGGAAGCGAUAGGAGAAUUCUGUCUCUCGUGAUAGAUUAAAUAUAUGCUAUAGGUACAGCGUGUAUACCGAUAAUAUUUAGUUCUUACCAUUUAUUUAGUAGGGGAUAUUUUUCCAGGCUUUGGUGGAUAAAUCCGUUUGAAUAUUGAUAGACAUGCCAAAGUAUAUAUUACCUAACCUCGAGCAACAACACAAACUUGCCAAGAAUGUAAAAUAUUGUAAAUCCCCCGUCGUAUAUUUAAAUAAUAAAGUAUAUUUUGAUACAAAAUAUUCUAAAUAGCAUGUCUGUUUUGUAAAUGAUUGUUAUUCAAAAACCGUCUAUAAGGCGUUUAGU
Myzus persicae (green peach aphid) is the source of this 5932-nucleotide messenger RNA. RefSeq lists its product as uncharacterized. The record is from RefSeq and is a predicted model, not a curated record. Gene Ontology annotation, cellular component: plasma membrane. NCBI's taxonomy places the organism in Eukaryota, Metazoa, Arthropoda, Insecta, Hemiptera, Aphididae. Gene Ontology annotation, molecular function: protein binding. The transcript is spliced from 15 exons.